AGCCGUGCACGAGGGUAUUUAGGACGCAAUGUGCAAGACAAUGGUGUCUGUCAUAAACAGUCACAUAACCCUGCACGCAACAAAACGAUCUCCUUGUUCCCAUUCCAGUCCAGCACGGGUUUUCCCUCUUGCAUAACGUGGUGCGCUCAGAGGGGCGGGGCUAACUCAACCUUUUGCACGCCGAGGCUGCACAAGAUGAGGUUGGAUGCUGACUUCCCGCGGCUGUGACUUACUGCGCUGAGUUGGAUGCUUUCCUGCACUUUAAAGAGGAUUUAUGUGGAAAUCGCUUUGAAAUGACCGGAGAGAGCAUCCAUAUAAAUAAUACCUCUGUAGAUGGCAAAAAACAGAGAUUGUUGCGAUGAAACACUCAAUUGUUCUUGGGAUUUUUUUUAAGUGCCGUUGCUUGUUUUAUUUUAAAAAGUAGGCUAUAUGCUCACUCUCGCUUUACCUUACUGCUGCGAAGAAUACGUUCAACAAAGUUGAAGCUCAUUUUGUUGAACAACCAGAGGAACAACCAAGUAAACAGAAACAGCAAAAUAAUUAAUAGAUAAAUAGGUAACUGUCCUUACUCGCGUUUGGAGCUGUCUUGUAGGAGGAGUUCGUUUAAACCUUACAAGUAACGGAUUUUCCCCCUUAUAAAAGAAGAUUUGAACCCAGCUACCCAUUGGAACGCUGCGCGUGGGACUGGCGGUGACUACCUAACAGGUAGGUCCUGGCACUGACGGAUGCCCUGUUGUCACGCAUAGUCCAGAUCUUUCCUCUUUCCUUACCCCCCCUCUUCUUCCACCACCAAUCCAAUACACCCACCCACCACACUACUCACCACACUCUCCCCUCCUGCCCACCCCCCCCCCCACCCCCCCAAAGCAUUGCAAAUAAGACCUGCUCUCCCCGGGCCUCGGACGCUCAAACAGCACACACCCCCGUGCUCUCUCUCUCUCUCUCUCCCUCUCUCUUUCUUCCUCUCUGCAUGAGCUGCCUCCCUCCUCCGGAGUCCCGCGAUCUUCAUGGGUUGAAGAGGAGCUGAAGAGCCGACACUCUUCCUCCUGCUCCUCGUCCUCGUCGUUCCUCCUCAUCCUCAUCCUCCUCCUCGUGCGGACGCAGCCUCCCCGCAGCCUCCCGUUUUUGGGGGGGGGGCGCCAUGGCCCCAGCCUCUGGCGUGUUUGGACUUGCAGCCGCGGCGGCGGUCGGAGGGAGAAUAGCGGGUCGCUGCCAGUGAGCGGGCGGAAGCGACACCACCACCCGCACAAGAUCACCACCACCCCCACCUCCGCAGGACCACCCCCACCUCCGCAGGACCUCCCCCACCUCUGCAGCAGCAGGACCACCACCACCCCGCGCUCCUGUCUCAGAGUGGAAGGGGUCCCGCUCGUUUAGCGCGCCUGGACUGGGGUCGGGGGGGGGGGGGCCCCGCAGGGCCCGGCAGUGAGCAUGCAGCUGGGAUUGAUGGCGGUGCUGAUCUUCCUCAGCUCCGCGGAGAACGGCAGCACCACCCGGGACCCCAAGGACCGGAGACAGAGACGGAUAAGCACUGAGGUCCCGCCCUCCUGCUCGCGCGGGUGCGAGCUGUGCUCGCAGUACAACGGGUGCCUGAAGUGCCUGCCCAAACUCUUCAUCCUGCUGGAGCGCAACGACAUCCGCGAGAUCGGCGUGUGCCUCUCGUCCUGUCCCGAGGGCUACUUCGGGGUGCGCAACCCCGACAUGAACAAGUGCACCCGGUGUCGAAUAGAGAACUGCGAGGCCUGCUUCAGUAAAGGUUUCUGCACAAAAUGUAAAGAGGGCCUGUAUUCCCUUAGGGGGCGCUGUUACAACAGCUGCCCCAAGGGCUUCAGCACCACUAACGGCACCACAGAGUGCAUCAGUACAGUGCAAUGCGAGCUGGGGGAGUGGGGCCCCUGGGGGCCCUGCAUGAAGAAGAACAAGACCUGCGGUUUUAGGAAGGGGACCCAGGUCCGGUCCCGCGAGCCCACGCAGACCCCCAGCCCGGACACUGUCCCGUCUCCCGUCGCCCCGGCAACCUGCUCCCCGGAGACGGAGAGCCGCAGAUGCACCGUGCGGAAGGUGCCCUGCGCUGGGGGCAAAGAGAAGGGGAAGAACAAGAGCGAGAGACGAGAGGAGAACAAGAACAGAGAGAACAAAGAGAACGGGAAGAACAGGAGCCGGGAGGCCAAAGACGGGCGAGCGGGGGGGAAGCGCAAGAAGGGCCAAAAUCGGGCCACGCCCACCCCCGCCUUCACACCCAGCGGCACCAACUAACCCACCGAGGGAAGGGCCUAUAUAUACAUAUAUAUCUAUACAUGCACAUAUAUGUAUAUAUAUAUAUGUGUAUAUAUGUAUAUAUAUGUAAAAGAAAGAUGUGAAACCAGAUAAACUCACUAAUGAAGAAAAGGGUUUGUGCUGCUAUAAUGCAUUUAGAAGAAGAUUUUGCCAAGAGAACUGGAGGAUUGCUGCAAUAAAUAAGGAACAGUUCUGAAGUGGGCGGGGGUUGGGGUCGAGACGGAGCAGGGUCGCAGACCUGCCGUAUGGACGGACGGACAGACGGACAUUUUCCGGGACAUUCUAUCUGCGAUGGGAGGGUCCCGUUGUUUGGGAAUCCUGUGUGGUUUUCCUUUGAGAACGUAACGGGGGCCGAGGUUUGUCAUGGCAUUGGUUCUUUUAUUUUAUUUCCUUGGUUUUUCUCUUGUGAACAGAUUAACAGACUUUGGAUGAAAGAGGUCUAAGGUUUGGAGGGUAAACUCGAAGAGAAGUUAAUGCUGGAGGCCCAGCAGAGAUGGCGGGGGGGGGGGGGAUGUUUAAAUUCACAGCAUUUGCAUUGUUGUUUGAAAUUCUGAAAUUUUAUUUUAAUGACGCUUUUGUUUUUCAAACGUGGAAUGCUACAGCACACAUCCAGUGCUGUAACAGUAAGGGAAGUCUGGGGGCGUUGUUUAAACUUAAUAUUUGAGGCUGGGGGGGG
Molecule: messenger RNA, 2953 nt
Organism: Anguilla anguilla (European eel)
Lineage: Eukaryota; Metazoa; Chordata; Actinopteri; Anguilliformes; Anguillidae
Gene: rspo1
Product: R-spondin 1
Exons: 6
Coding region: 1432-2256 (274 amino acids)
Source: RefSeq, a predicted model, not a curated record